Paramecium octaurelia is the source of this 1029-nucleotide messenger RNA. The record is from the annotation of a GenBank genome assembly. NCBI's taxonomy places the organism in Eukaryota, Ciliophora, Oligohymenophorea, Peniculida, Parameciidae.
ACCUUAUUCAUCUGUUUUCAAAGUAUGAUUUAAGUUUGAUUUCCUUAGGUUUAAAGAAAAUCAGAUGGGUAAUACUAUGCUAUGAAGAGAGUCAAUAUACAUUAACAUAGUCUGAAAGAGAAAGAAAAUGCUUUGAAUAAAAUCAGAACAUUAGCUUCUCUUGAUUCUCCUUAUAUAGUUGAAUUUAAGGAUGCCUUUAUAGAUCAAGAUGGUAGAAUUCUUUAUAUAUUAAUGGAGUUUGCAUCGGGCGGAGACUUAAAUCAGAUAUUAACUUAAGGUAAAUAAGAGGGAGGGAUUUAAGAGAGCGAAAUUUGGAAAAUACUAAUCUAGAUUAUUCUCGGAGUGAAAGUAUUGCAUGACAAUCAAAUCUUGCAUCAAGAUCUUAAAUCAGAAAACGUGUUUGUAUUCAAGAUUCUUAAAGAAAACCAUUAUAAAAUAGGAGAUUUCAAUAUUGGUAAAGUAACUAGAAAGGAAAAUGCAGAGACAGGAUCUCCGUGUAUUGAUAUCAUUUUAUAAUAAUUUAUGUUUCUCCUGAACAAUGGAAAGGUGAACAAUACUCAUAUCCAUGUGAUAUUUGGUUAAUUGGUUGCAUAAUCUAUGACCUGGCAGCAUUUCAACUUCCCUUUAGAGCCAAUGAUAUAUUGUCCUUAUACAAAAAGAUAUAGGUUGGUAAGUAUGAUCCGAUUCCAUCCAAAUAUAGUGAGGAUCUAAAACUAAUUUUAAAAAUGCUCUUACAAGUAGAUCCAAAGAAUAGACCAAAUUGUGAUUAAAUUCUCAAAGAUCCAAAGGUCCUAAAGAAUAGCGGAUCAUUGCUAGUUGAAAUUGAGUAGAAUUUAGGAAAAUUAAAUUAUAAUUUACCAAAGCCCAAUCAUGAAAAAGCAAUCAAAAAAUUACACUCAAAAUAAGGACUUAAUGUUGAGACUGAAAAUCCGAUAUCUUUGUAACCUCUAAUUAAUUUAGAAUAAUAAUAAUAGUAAUAACAAUUAAGAAAAAAAUUGGUCAUUACUUCCUCAAAAGAAGCUCGAUUGA